Messenger RNA from Homarus americanus (American lobster), 6555 nucleotides. Its product is annotated as calcium-activated chloride channel regulator 2-like. The record is from RefSeq and is a predicted model, not a curated record. Gene Ontology annotation, molecular function: protein binding. Lineage: Eukaryota; Metazoa; Arthropoda; Malacostraca; Decapoda; Nephropidae.
CCUGGAGUGUGGACGUACCGUGUUGAGAACCGCGCCGACAGUCACCAGAGCCUCUAUGUGCGGGUGUUGGCCACUCCCAGGGCUGCCAACAUCUCUUCUAUCACCAACGCAGAUGCCAUCACCCUCAACGCCUGGACCUCCAACACCGCCUCCCCCAUCAACGUCUCCGACACGGAAAACCCAGUAGUGGUGUACGCACAGGUAUGGAGCGGAGGAGCACCUGUGGUCUCGGCGAAGGUGGAGGCGUCGCUGCAGAGGCUGGGAGUCAACAGCACCGGCAGCCGCUACGCCCCAACAAACUUCCUCCUCUUUGACAACGGCAACGGGGAUUCUGACCUGACACGCAACGACGGUGUUUACUCCCGCUACCUGCCGCCCAUCGAGGCCCCGGCAGCCAGGUACAUCCUCACUGUCUCCCUCACCGAUAACUCCGGCUCCGCCCAGAUCGUCAUCUCCACCCACACCCCCAUCGCCCCACGCCCGCGCCUCUUCUCUGGCAGCCACUUACCCUACUCGGGACACGUGGGCACCGUGGGCGCCCACUAUACACGCACCCACACCUACAACCCAGCGUGGCCUCGGUGCUGCGGGUCGGUGGUGCCCUACACGACGGGCCGCCCCACGGGUCAGCUCUAUCGCACCAUCACCGUGGGCGUGUUGGACCUGGAUGGCGGCCUGCACUCCCUCGCCCACAUCCCGCCUUCCCGCAUCGCUGACUUGAGGGCCGAGAUCAACGGAGCAGCCCAACAGGUGACCUUCUACUGGACAGCUCCCGGGGACCGUCGAGACCACGGCACAGCCAUGCAGUAUGAAGUGGUGUACUCCAAGGUCGCUGCCGACACAGGUCGAGGCACAGGUGAGACAGCCUCCGAGUGGACCACGCCCAACCGGGUUGGAAUCGCCUCGGUCCACACCGUACGCUGGGGACGUCAUGACGGUGUCUACUAUGUCGCCAUACGCGCCGUAAGCAGGACAGGGGUGCGGGGGCCUUGGUCCAAUACUGCUGAAGUCUUCAUGCCACACGCGCCCACCACCACUGAGAUCAACACCCGCGGCUCCACCCAGGGCGGCGCGGUGGGCGGCACGGUGGGCGAACUGGGCGUCACCACCCCUCAGCCCAAUCCUCUCUCCACUCGUAACAUCCUGGCUAUUGUCGGUGUGGCCUGUGGCAUUCUGGUAGUCAUCCUGAUCAUGGCCGUGUACUAUUUACUGGUAGUGACGCGACGUAGACGUCACCACCAGGAGAAGAAGGCCAUAGAGGUGCUGGAGCCAGUAGCUACCACCACUCCCGGCGGUUGCGACACUGACAGCGAGACAGAUUCCAUUACCAAGCCUCCACCUCCACCUGAGGCCAUGGUGGUAGGCGAGGCAGAGGUGACGGGGAAGAGAGCUAUGAGCCCAAUACAGUCAUGGCCGGCCUCUACCCUCCUGGCCGAGCAUGAAAGACGUCACCCCCACGAUGCUCCUGAUGGAGGUGAGGGUGGGGAACUGGCCCUGCAUCAGCCUGACCUUGGCGUGCCCUACAUGCCCACGGUCCACCCAGCGCCCCCGCACCCCUUUUACUACCACACUCCCAACGGACACUACAUUGAGGACAAUCUCCCCAUGGACAGCGGAUCCAUGAUAUCUACCCAACCCUCAGAAUCCCUCCCCGUCUACAAAGUCGACUCCAACACCAGCGACAACCUACGACAGGCGCCUUCCUCCGUCUCAGCCACUCCUGUCUCCUGGGAAGGUGGGCGGCGGUCGGGGCCCAUGAAAGUGCCCCCGCCAACCCCCCCGAAACCCACUCUCUCCGCCCACCUCACGUUGGGUGGGGUGGCAGCCACGCCUAUGGGGGCAGAGAGGAAGCGCAGGAACGUGACCCAGGUGUGAGGCGUUGGCCGCACCAAACAAACAUGGCUCGUGGCUCAUCAAGAAUCAAGCUUACACGCCCACAUUCCUUCCUACAGCAGGAAUGAAAGUUGAAUAUCAAAUUAUGUGUAUCCAUGAGGACACAGGGCCUUCCCGGGUGUGUGUUCACGACCCAGGGAAGAUACAAGCUAGCCAAGCCCCAUAGCCCCCCAUACCCUGAUGAGGGGCCCUUGAUGCGGCAAGCGUCUUUGCCUUCUGAACUACUGCGAGUGUGACUUACAUGUCAAUUACAAACUACAAUAGUGGAUAUUACUUUCUAAAUUGUGUGAUUACCCAAAGCAUACUACAACAAGAAACAGGAAUCGUAACUCUUGGAAACAGAAAGCUUCACUUGGUGCUGACAGUGGAACAAGAAGUAGUCUCCUUACGCGUAUAUGAAUUGUUGCUUUCAUAUCAGUAGAAUAAUAGUAUGCACUCGGAAAAUAGCAGCAAGCAGAUUCUUUUCGUGUAGUGGGUAAUGAUACAAGACUGGGUUCUUUUGUGUCUUUGUCGGACAAUGUGUUAUAUUGUUCACGGUCGUAAUUCCGUUGAAAUAAGAGUCGUUGGGGUCUCUCUAUAUCCCAAGACAUAGCUCACAAGAAAGGGAGAGUCUGGUGUUAUCAUUUGUAAACUCGGAAUUUUUCUUCAUUUCGUAAAAAAACAGAUGGAGGUGGACUACAAGGUGGACGCCAUCUACCAACAAUGUGACUAAGUGCUGUCUGUGAAAGAGAUAGUAGUGUCAUAUACUUAGGUUUUCAUAGAUUAUCUCAUUCGGAGUAAUAGAGUGGAGUGCAUUGUACAAGGUGUUAUGUCCCUGUUAAGACAACCUCACACAUUGAAGUCAUGGCAAAAAGUAAAAAGGUGAAUUUACUUGAAAUAAUUUGUGUUCCAAAAAUGAAGAACCUUUGGUUUAGUUUUUUAUCCAUUCACAAUUAGGAUUACAAAUUUGUGUAUGGGGUGUGUGUGUGUGUGUGUGUGUGUUUGAGUGCUUUUUUAUUAUUAUUAUUUUGUGUGUUUGUGUGUCAAGUGAGGACCAGAGGUGACGUCUGACAGGGGAGGGAGGGGGGUUAAUAGUCCUUAAUCCCAACCUGACCACUACAGUUGUAAAGCUUUGGUCUUUGUUGUGCUUCACGCUUUGUGUACAGCGAAGCACACCACAUACCAACAGGCUUCACUUUGUCGGAUCCAAUUUUUUUAUUCUAUAAAUAUUAGCUGUGGAGUGUUUGUAUAUCUGUAUUAGCUUAUCAGUGUUGGAGGGGCAGUGGUGUUGCAUGCCCCCAGUGUGUUGGCAGGGCAAUGGUGUUGCAUGCCCCCAGUGUGUUGGCAGGGCAGUGGUGUUGCAUGCCCUCAGCAUUUGCAGGGUAGUGGUGUUGCAUGCCUUUAAUAUUGGCAGGGGAGUGGUGUUAUAUGCCCUCAGUAUUGGCAGGGCAGUGGUGUUGUAUGCCCUCAGUCUUUGUAGGGCAGUGGUGUUGUAUGCCCUUAGUGUUGGCAGGGCAAUGGUGUGGUGUUGUAUAUACAUUUAGUGUUGGCAGGGCAGUGGUGUUGCCUGCCCUCAGAGCUCUUGAGGGUAGAGGUGUUGCAUGCCCUCAGUGUUCUUGAGGGCAGCGAUGUUGCAUGCUCUUAGUGUUGGCAGGGCAGUGGUGUUGCAUGCCCUCAGUGUCGUAAUGUGUGCCACCUUCAGCCAGGAUCUGUAACUCGCUGCCACUUGCAACAUUCUCAUACUUAAUAUCAAGAUGUACACUUCGUCGUCCAACUGGGAACUAUCUGCACAUAUUACUCAAUAAUGUAUUUAUAGUUGCACCUUUUUUUGUAUAUGAUGUACAUAGAAGUUUUGUGCCAAAUUUCAUGUAGGCCAUGUCUAUUUUUGUACUUGUGAUACCGAGGCAUGAGGAAGCAGGUUGAACUAGACGCUGCAGAGGUCACCUGGACAUUAUGGUGUUCUCUCCCUGACAGACAGACACUUGAGUGACACUUCGUCAUGACCAAAGUUCAUGUGUUUUGUGUGAGUUCGAGAAAUGAGUGUGUGUAAGUUUCUUUGUGUGCGAGAGUCAUCUUUUGAUCUCCGAAUGGAAGGCAAUUAAUUUAGUAGCUAUUAGAUGUUCGCACACUGCUUGAGGUGAACAGUUUCCGAGUGGCAGCUUCUGCAAGACGAGGAGGAGGAGGUUCUUGAAAAAUGUCUUCAGCCGUACUUGGACACUAAAAGUGGUAAGUUAUACUGUACUCGGGAGCCUGGAACGUGUAAUGGAGGAGAUCCCACGGCGGUGAAGAGUCUUCUUGUGGAAGUUUCCAAACAUGAAGACGAAGGAACGGCAGGAUGCCACUACUAAGUGUGUGCGGCGUCACUGAUGUCGCUGCCACAUGCAGGUCUAUUUGUGUGUGUGUGUGUGUGUGUGUGUCUGAGCACCGCUUCUCAGGCACUGUGUGGGACAGUACCUGUUCCUGGCAUGGAUUUUGUGACCACUGUUUCCAUGAACUUUAUAAAUAUAGUAGACAUUUAUAGAUGAGCUGCUUCAGUGAAAAAAGACCACUGUUUACAUAAGCCUACAUGCACUCUAGUGAAGUGAUAAUUCAACAGUUAGUGACGAUUUAUCCGAAUAGGAAAAUACAGGGAAUAACACUGGCUGGUUUAAUUUUUUGAUAAUACGUAACUUUCGAUAAUGUUUGUAAAGAAGUGGAGUUAGCUCACCUGUCACUACAAACUUACUCCUUAAAAAUUAACCCUCAAAAGUAUAGCUGAUAAAGCGCAACUCUCAUACCUCUAUAACAGGUAAAUUAAAUAUCCUUCUUUUCAACAACUUAAAAAUAUAUAAUUUCUCUAGUUCACUAGGAAUGCAGUAGUCACCUGUGUCAUAAGUUCCUCUGACAGGUGAGCUUGUUAAUUUGCUUUACUGCCGCACCUCGACUCCAAACCGAGGUGAGCACUGACGACCCCGACUCUGUGCUCAACACCUGCUGACCUAAACUUCUCAGUGUCUCGUGUUCAAUAAUGCUCAUGCCCCCACCCUGGCCCCGCUCCACCCCGCUCCCACCCCACCCUGUCUGCCCCAAUACCGCUGUCACGUGUACCCCCCUCCCUCUGUAUCCCCCGUCUAGCCCACACCCUCCUCAGAUUGUUCCUCCUGCUGCCCCUUGUUAUUGGCACCUGCCAGUGGUGUUCCCUCCCCACCGCUGACACCACCACGUCCAGACUCACUCAGCUCGAGCAAAAUAAGUCAUUACAAUAAAUAUUCCGUGAUAUAUAUAUAUAUAUAUAUAUAUAUAUAUAUAUAUAUAUAUAUAUAUAUAUAUAUAUAUAUAUAUAUAUAUAUAUAUAUAUAUAUAUAUAUAAAAUACUAAAACCACCUAUAUAAAGCUCACGUCGAACUGAGUCGUGUCUGUUCGUUGUGAAAGAUUAUUUUUAUUUUCGUUAUACAGGAACGCAUAUCAACCCGCUUUAGCACUUACGUAAUGCUGUACGAUAAUCAUUAUUGUGUAAGUCUGCACAUUUAUGUUUUAGAGAUUAAGAGAUCCACUAGGCGGAGAAAGAAGGGAGUAGGUAUGGUGAACAGAGACAGCUGUGUGAGGGACGUCAUCAGGCCCUGGAGAGGAAACGUAUGAUACGCCAGCUAUAUGAAAGGUGUGGAUCACCCCGUCCAUGUUACUGUACUGUUACUUACAGUGUUCUACAGAUUAAGGCAGCAACACUUGAUUUAAUAAGACAUAAUGGUUUCUGUUUUGUACUCUUGGGUCGCGCCCCGUCAGAGCACCAUCCAGAGCAGCUACAACACACAUACUAUAUUGGCUGAACAGAUACCCGGUAUUUUCCAUUUAAAUACACAAACUUAUAAUUAUAUCCUAAACCUUUACCCAAUAAUGUCAAUAAACGUAACAUGUAUGGAAGAACUUAACCUCAAAGAAAUCGAAUGUCCAGGUGUAAAGGCUAUGACAACGUGAGCUGUGUUCUGCUGCUCGAUGGUUCCCUGUGAGGCUCGACCCCGGGCAUGGCUGGGGUCCUCAAGUGUGGCCAGCCAGCCAUGUCCUCUGAUAGGUUACGCAGGUUCACUUCUCCUGGCUACGUCCUCCUCGCUUGACUCACCAGCCUCCCUAAUAACCAUUUUUUUACGAGAUAAUGUUCGCCGAUAACCAUGUACUAUGGUGGGCUUCGGACCUGCAUGCUGGGACCACUACAAAUCUCGCUCACUGAAUGCCUGGUGGUUGCCUGGUCCGCGGCCCUCGAUACUAUUACCGGCUUUGAGGGUGAACUCGGAAGCAACCACAGUACACAGUUUGUUCACAGCAUCGACCAACAAGCUAUUAUUGAGCUUUAUAAUCGAACGAUGAUAAAUUUAACAGGAUAUUAGCAGUUUCUGGAGAACACUUCCACCUGGGGCACGUGAAAUACCCCCCUAGAGGGUAUGUAACAUUGUAUACGGCUGAGUGAUACAAGCGCAUCAAUGGGACUCAGCCAGACCAAGUGAAGGACUAGAGUGUGUCUCGUUGUGUGAUGGUUAUUGUAAACUUGUUUGUUACGAAGCCACUGUGAUUUAUGUAGUUUAUGAUUACUCUUUAGAUAUUUAUAUGAACAUUAUUGUCACGAUUUCCUCCUUUUUUAAUUUAUCUAGUCGUGGGAUUCAUACAUCAUUGUCCCUGUGUACAGAUCUCCAAAUAAAAAGACUCAUUGAA